Molecule: messenger RNA, 3176 nt
Organism: Nasonia vitripennis (jewel wasp)
Lineage: Eukaryota; Metazoa; Arthropoda; Insecta; Hymenoptera; Pteromalidae
Gene: casp
Product: FAS-associated factor 1
Exons: 12
Coding region: 531-2543 (670 amino acids)
Cellular component (GO): nucleus; endoplasmic reticulum
Molecular function (GO): ubiquitin binding
Source: RefSeq, a predicted model, not a curated record
UCAUCAGGAUGCAGUAAAUUUUUCGUUUUCAAAAUUAUGAAAUUUACGGCGUGCACGUUAUAAUUAGACUCUGUUUUGAUUUAAAAAACCGUUAAUUUUUGGACAAAAAAUGUGUUCUCGCUGGGAAUACAUAGGAUUAAUUUCCGUUCAAAAUUCAGAAAGGAUUUCAAAACCAUUCUCAGAACAGAACGUUGAAACAACAAUCGACGAUCGCGGAAAAUUUCAUUCGAUUCUGGACAAAUGGCAGUCGAAUGUGCUGCUAUCUGAUGAAUUAUAUUCGAAAGCGAAAACAAAGCAUGUAUCGUAAUCGUACGGUUUUGUCCAAUAGUCCAAUACUUUAAAGGUGGCGAGCAGCCGAACUAGCCGCAGUCUGAUAAAAUACUCAAAAUCCUCGGUAAAGUUCGUGGUUUACGCUAUUAUGCGUUUUAUUUGAGUGUUACUACCAAAUAUACAAGGCAGAGCAGAGCGAUAUAUAGUGGAGGCGAUUCGCCAGUAAUCAAAUUAAGUUUGAAAAUUCACGCUGUCUUACUAUGGCCGGGAAUCGCGAUGUCAUCCUCGCUGACUUUCAGGCCUGCACUGACAUCGAUGAUGUUGGUGAAGCUAUUUUACACUUGGAAGGCACAAACUGGGAUUUGCUAGCAGCCAUCAACAAUGUGAUGCCUCAAAAUACACAGCAGUUGCCAUCAGAACUGAAUCGGGAUGUUGAGAUGACAGAAGAAAUAAAACAUGUUCCACCAAGAAUUGCUUCCACAGAAACAGCUAGCCUACCCCACACCAGGAAUUCUUGUUCAGCUGACAAUGUGGAAAUUUUACCUGGCACUAGCAAUUCUAGAAAUAUAGGAAAAAUGCUAGCUGGAUCAAGUAGAUUAAAAGAUCAACUAAGAAUUCUUACAUUCCAUGUACAUUAUCAGAACGACACAUAUCACAUUGAUAUACCCGACACAAGCACCGUGGGAGAUUUAAAAUUACAAAUAUUCAAUGAUGUAAAUGUAUCGCCGUGUCAGCAAGAAUUACAUGGUUGGAGGAAAGAGCCCAAAGGAGAUACAAAUACUUUGAAAUCUCUUGAAUUACCGAAAGAAAAUGAGUUAUUUAUGUCUCCGGUAUCAGACAUAGGCGACUCAUCAUCCCAAGUAAUGAAACUUUCAGAACGUCUAGCUAAUAAUUACAUUUUGGAGAUAAGAGAUGAAGCCAAUAAUGUCACGUAUAAAUUGAACUUUCUUGGUACAACUACGAUUUUAGAAGUAAAAAAUAAUAUUUACACUUUAAAUGAUAUACCACCAAGAAAUCAGAUGUGGAAAGGAUGGCCACCAACUGUUAAAAAUGAUUCAAUCACUUUGGCACAAAGUGGUAUUUCUAUUCCUGAACAUAAACUGAGUGUUGAUAGAAUGCCUAAGAAAGAAACGAAAAAGGAAGUUGUUGAUUUAGUUGAUACAGAUAGUUCAGUUGAAGAGCAAGAAGAUGGAGAAGAUUUUGAAGAUGCUCCUGAGACUUUCCAAGUAGAUGAUGAUAUUUUUAUAGAUCAUGUUCAGCCUACCAAAAUUCAACAUCUUAUACCAGAUAAUGUUGAAGAUGAAGUUGUCGGGACUAUGCAUUUUAUAGAAGAGUAUAAAAAGAGAUAUGGAUCUGUUCAUCCCAACUUUUUUACUGGCACUUUUGAAGAUGCCAUUGCGGAAUCUUGCUCCAAACCUCCAAGAGAGCGAAAAUUACUAGCAGUAUAUUUACAUCAUGAUAACAGCAUUCUAGCAAAUGUUUUUUGUACACAAUUAUUGGGUUUUGAGACUGUUCUGCAGCUUCUUUCAGCUAAUUUCGUAGUAUGGGGCUGGGACUGUACAUACGAAUCGAAUAAACAAAGAUUUCUUACUUCUAUACAACAAGCAUUAGGACCAUCUGCUGCAAUGACAGCUAGAAAUAUUGAAGUUGAUAUUAUGCCUGUUCUUAUGAUUAUAAUGCGAUCCAGGUCUAAUACAGAUAUUUUUACGAUAGUUUUUGGAAAUGUUGGAGUAAAUGAAUUACUUACCAAUGUAAUAGAAGCUGUAGACGUCUUUCAGGAACAAAGACAAAAUGAUAUAGAAUUUGACGAUGAAAGACAAGCUCGAGAAAAAGUCAAGGAAGAACAAGAUCAGGCAUACCAAGAAAGUUUAGCUGCCGAUAGGGCUAAGGAAGAAGCAAAACAGUUAUUAGAAAAAAUUGAAAAGCAAAAAAAAGAAAAAGCGGAAAAUGAGAGGCUAGCUGAGCAAGCCAGGAAAGAAGCCCAUAGAUUAGCUGUAGAAUCAAGUCUACCGCCAGAACCUCCACAAGAUGCUGAGGGAGUUUUGAAAGUCAAAAUACGACUUCCUUCGGGACAAUUUUUGGAGCAUAGGUUUAAGUCUGAUGCUGCGCUCCAAACAAUUUUAAAUUUUUUGAUCGUAAAAGGGUACCCCACAGAAGACUACAAGGUCAUAUCAAGCUGGCCUAGAAGGGAUCUCACUACCGUGGAUACAAAUCAAACACUGUCUGAAUUAAAAUUUUGUCCCCAAGAAACGUUAAUAGUAGAAGAACGAUAAACCUGCUAUUUGAAUGAAAUCGAGAUUCAUGGAACUGAGCAUCGUGAUUCAUAUGUGUAUUUAUUAAAUAAUUUUUCUAGUUUAGAGAAUUUUUUUCGUCUAUUCGUUAAGUAACUACGUUUGUACGCAGUGCUCUUUUUAUACAAUAUAAAACCACGUGACGAACGUAGUUCUUUUAUAAAAAUAAUAAAAGAUAAAAACAUCAAUUUCAUGCAUUAACUGGAUGAUCAAAUAAAAAAAAAAUAAAUUAGAUUGUAAAAAUCGUUAAAUUUUGCGGUGUAUUUAUUUAUUGUCUGAUUGUCAAAAGUGAAAACUGAAUAACAGGUUCGAGCGUUCAGCUCGUGAUCAAGUUUUUGUAAAAAUCCGUAUAAAUCGAUCAUUUUAUAAAAAAAUAUUGAAAAAUUUACAUAUUUAUAACAAUUUUAAUUACAAGUAUAACGAAGCUGCGAAUACAAUAUCCCUCUUAAUCAACUUAAUAGCCUCGCUAAAUUUAUUUUCAAGAUCCGUAUUGCCUAUAUUUUUCGCAGCUUGCAAAAGUUGUCGAAGAACUUCCUCUAAUCUUCGCAUACAUCGAAUUAUGGAACCUGUAGAAAUGUAACGUUAUGAAUUAUAAAACAAAUUUACAAACUUUAA